CAGGGCUGCGCUCCUGUGGGCGGGCUCGCGAUCGGCAGCGCCGGGCUCUGUUAGCCGAGUCUGAGCAUCUCGGAGGAUGCGGCGCGGCGAUCGGCUGCAGGGACGCGCGCAAGGUGAACACGGGGGCUGCGGCGCGCAGGCUCAUCCAGUGAGGACUGGAAGGUGGGGGCUUUAGGCCCAGGCAUCGGAGUAGACCAUGGCCUCCAGCCCAUGGGGCUGUGUAUGUGGCCUUCUGCUGUUGUUGCUGCUGCCACUCCUGGGGACUGGCCCUGCCCUGGGGAGGGGCUUUCCCAGGCCACUUGAAAACUCCGAAAUCACUAUGAUCCCUGGAGCCCACCCCAAGGGCUCUGUGGGCUCAGAGCCCCAGGCCUUUGACGUCUUCCCGGAGAACCCCAGAGCUGACAGUCACAGGAACUCUGAUGUCCGCCACGCCCCUGCUGAAGAGAUGCCUGAGAAGCCUGUAGCCUCUCCCCUUGGCCCAGCCCUGUACGGGCCCAAAGCAGCACAAGGAGCUCAGAGAGAACGACUCCCAGUAACUGAUGACCUCCAGAUGGCUCAAGGACCAAGCUCCCAUGGCUGGACAGGACCUCUGGACUCACAAGAGCUUCUGAAGCAAGAAGCAGUGGCUCCCCACCCAGUGGGCCACCCUCAUCUCACUUUCAUCCCCACAACUCCCAGACGUCAACUCAGGGUAGCCACAGUUCCUCCCUCCCUGCAGCAUGAAGGCCAAGAGGGACAGUGGCCACCUAGAGAUGAGGGUCUGAAGGCCAAAACUAAGAGCAGGGUCCCACCCACUUCUCCCUCAGACCACCAGGGCCCACCCCACACCCUUGUUCCCCACUCAGGUACUGUCAAGAGGCCAGUGCUGGAAGGACAGGGUGGGUUUGAGGAACACUUCCAGGAGGCAGCUCAAGGCCCCCUCUUCACCCAGCAGGAUCCAGCAGCCCCUGAUGUUGGCUCAGUACCCCCGGUUGAGGUGGUGUACUCUCAGGAGCCAGGGGCCCAGCCAGACUUGGCAUUGGCCAGAAGCCUUCCUCCUGCUGAGGAGCUGCCGGUUGAGACCCCCAAGAGGGCUGGCGCUGAGGUGUCCUGGGAAGUCAGCUCCCCAGGUCCCCCGCCCAAGCAGGCUGACCUCCCUGACGCUAAGGAUUCACCAGGACCCCAGCCCACGGAUCCACCUGCCUCAGAAGCUCCUGAUGGGCCGUCUAAGCCAGAGAGAGCAGCAAUGAAUGGAGCAGUCCCCAUCUCCCCCCAGCGGGUGAGAGGAGCUGUGGAGGCCCCAGGCACCCCCAAGUCUCUCAUCCCUGGUCCCUCAGACCCUGGCCCAGCUGCAAACCGAACAGAGAGCCCCAUGGGGGCCCUGCAGCCAGAUGAAGCCGAGGAGUGGCCGGGGCGCCCCCAAAGCCAUCCCCCAGCACCCCCAGUCCAGGCCCCCUCGACGUCACGCCGGGGCCUCAUUCGAGUCACCACGCAGCGAGCCCUGGGCCAGCCUCCCCCUCCGGAGCCCACCGCCAGCUCCAUGGCUUCAGCCCCAGCCUCCAGCCCCCCAGCCAACGCCACUGCACCCCCGCUACGGUGGGGCCCCCUUCGGCGGGUCCUGAGCUUCUCCUGGGAGCUGCACGUCUACGGGGUGGGGGUACUCUUUCUGCUGCCCGCGUUGUUGGCGCUGGCUGCGCUGGCAGCCGCCCCAGCAGGGCCCCGGCUGGCAUUGGUGGCCGCGGUGCUGGUGCUCGUGGCUUCGGGGCUGCGAUCCGCCUACAUGCUUACCGACCCUUACGGCUCGCAGGCGCGGCUGGGCGUUCGCGGGGGCCUGGUGCUCUACAACCUGCCCUUCCCCUUGCUGCUUACGGCGCUGGCAGCCCUGACUCUGCUCGGCCUGGGCGCGGGGCUGCCGCCACCGCUGCAAAACCCACUCCUGCUGGGAGCAGUGGCGCUGGUGCAUGGUGUAGGGUUGCUCGCGACAGACCUGCUGUCCACAUGGUCUGUGCUCAACCUCCUGACGCAGGGCUUGUCGUGCGCCUGGGGCGCGGCCGUGGCUCUGGGCACGCUCUGCCUGUGCCGUCGCCGCCUGCUGGACGGCCCACGGGGCUGGGAUGCCAGCCCGGGCCCUCGGCUGUUGGCUGUGGCGGGCGCGCUGGGGCUGCUGGCUAGCGGCUUGCAGCUGGCGGCUGCGCUCUGGCUGUACCCGGGCCCAGGCCGCGUGGGCCGCUUCUCGUGGGCCUGGUGGGGUGUCCACUUCUGGCUGCGCCUCCUGGAGCUGACAUGGGCGCUCGCCCUGGCGUUGGCCGCGGUGGCUGCCGCGAGACCCAGGCCGCCCACGGAGCACGCUUGCUGGGCUAAGCUGAUGCGUCUGGCGUGCCCGGCGCCGUCAGGAAAGAGCGAGGUGCCGGAGCGACCCAAUAACUGCUAUGCAGGGCCCAGCAACGUUGGUGCAGGCAGCUUGGACAUCAGCAAGAGCCUCAUCCGCAACCCGGCGGAGAGUGGGCAGCUGGCCACGCCCAGUUCAGGCGCCUGGGGCUCGGCUGCGUCGUUGGGUCGCGGACCCCAGGGUGGCCCGGGACUGUCCCGCAACGGUGUGGGACCGGCGCCAUCGCUGAGCGAGCUGGAUCUGCGGCCGCCAUCGCCCAUCAACCUGAGCCGCAGCAUCGACGCCGCGCUCUUCCGCGAGCACCUGGUGCGAGACAGUGUGUUCCAGCGCUGCGGCCUCCGCGGCCUGGCCUCCCCGCCGCCUGGAGGCGCUCUGCGGCCGCGCCGGGGCAGCCAUCCCAAAGCCGAGCUCGACGACGCUGUCUCCUCGCUCCUCCGCGGCCGCUGCAGGUCGCUCAGCGACGUGCGCGUGCGCGGGCCGCUCCCACAGCACGUAGUGGAAGCACCCGACGGGGCAGCCGCUGCGGCUUCUGGCAGCUCUCUCGACAGCUUCUCCAGGGGUUCACUCAAGAUCAGUUGGAACCCCUGGCGCCACGGGCUGUCAUCAGUGGACAGUCUGCCCCUAGAUGAGUUGCCCAGCACGGUACAGCUACUGCCUGCCCCGACCCCAGCCCCUGAUUCUACCGCCGCUCGGCAGGGGGACGGCCAGGGAGAGGUCCAGCCGCGCGGCAAGCCUGGGGAAUCCCGCAGCGCCUCCAGUGAUACCAUCGAGCUUUGAAGAGCGGUCCUGACGCAGGGCCAGGACCCUGCCCGAUGCCCACAUGGCAUGGCCUACUGGGACAGUUGAGCCUUUAAAAAAUGGGCAUCCUGGCCAGGCGCGGUGGCUCACGCCAGGAAUCCCAGCACUUUGGGAGGCCGAGGUGGGUGGAUCACGAGGUCAGGAGUUCGAGAUCAGCCUCCUGGUCUCGAACAUAGCGAAACCCUCGUCUCUACUAAAAAUACAAAAAAAUUAGCCAGGUGGCACACGCCUGUAGUCCCAGCUACUCGGGAGGCUGAGGCGGGAGAAUUGCUUGAACAGGGAGGCAGAGGUUGCAGUGAGCCGAGACCACGCCAUUGCACUCCAGCCUGGGUGACAAGAGUGAGACUCCGUCUCAAAAAAAAAAAAAAAAAAAAAAAGGCAUCCCCAGGCCUCUCUACCUGACGGCAACCCCCGGGGGACAGCCAGGUUUGAACUCACCCCACCCCCAUGCCGUUUUUUGCUUUUAAUAUUUCUAUUUUUUUUCAGCCGGCAUUUUGCACAGAGGCCGUGUCUUAUGCGGAAUACAGGGUGGGUGUGCAUGGAUUCGGGCAUGAAGAACAGGGAGCAGGUGCCCCAGACUCCCCAACGUGGAGUGAUGAGCCUCGCUUGUCUAGAUUGUCCUCUUUGUGCCAAAGAAAUAAACCCUUAGGACUUGG
This is a messenger RNA of Pan troglodytes (chimpanzee), 3822 nucleotides long. RefSeq names its product proline rich transmembrane protein 3 (gene PRRT3). Lineage: Eukaryota; Metazoa; Chordata; Mammalia; Primates; Hominidae. Bases 197 to 3145 code for a protein of 982 amino acids. The transcript has 4 exons. The record is from RefSeq and is a predicted model, not a curated record.